Galdieria sulphuraria is the source of this 2860-nucleotide messenger RNA. Its product is annotated as vacuolar protein sorting vps16, putative. The transcript has 8 exons. The coding region runs from base 20 to 2803 and encodes 927 amino acids. Gene Ontology annotation, cellular component: HOPS complex; lysosomal membrane; endosome. Gene Ontology annotation, biological process: vacuole fusion, non-autophagic; endosomal transport; intracellular protein transport. Gene Ontology annotation, molecular function: actin binding. The record is from RefSeq and is a predicted model, not a curated record. NCBI's taxonomy places the organism in Eukaryota, Rhodophyta, Bangiophyceae, Galdieriales, Galdieriaceae.
AGGAGAUUCUCCUACAACAAUGCCAAGCUUACAAAAUAGUUAUUGCGGCUUAGAAAAAGAAGAUGAAGACCAAGACUGUGAAUGGAUGCUAUUGGGGUCAGAACCUUAUUGCAAGAGAACACUAGCAACAGCUCCAGAAUGGAAGAGUUCACUACAAUUGGAAGACUGCAAAUUUUGUGCUGCACUUAGCGCUGGUCCUACAUGUUUUAUUCCUGGUCAUGGUUGGGGCACUGUAGACGAGCAAAGCUUUCUUUUGACACGCAACAUUUACUGGUUCUCCUGUUCUGGAAAGUUAUUGAACGUGAAUUCUUUGCAGGCGGAAAGAUUCGUAGGGACCAAACAAUCUUUUGUCACCACAAAGAGUCUCCGAGAGGCAGGAUUUUUGCAAGAUGAGUCCGUUUUGUUGAUAUUUGAGGAUGGAACUUUGGCAAGGGUGCUGCAGGAUAGUCCAGUCAUUUAUGUUAUUGGUAGUGUUUUCGAAGUUCUCGAGGUUGAAGGAGGCUCCUUGGUGCAAAGUGCCAUCAUUACGAAUGAUGAUUGCUUUAUUAUGGAAACAACCAAGAAGAAUUUUUAUCUGGUUCAGGAUAUAUUGAGAGGAAAGUUUUUAAUACAUCGUUUUUCUGUUGACGAAAGUCGGGCAAAGGAAAACGUUGCCAUCACGUGUUAUCAAGUAUUGGCUUCUGGUUCUCCUCCCUUGAAGAAUAGUGGAACAUCGUCCAAUCAUGAUAUUCAACUAUUGAUUGGUUAUGAAGAUGGUACAGUCAUUUCAUCCAACCUGUACGAUCAUCUUUUGCUUUAUCAACUGGAGGGAGGAUACUUUAUAUCCUUUUCAGUAUCUCGAGAUGGACGUUGGAUCGCAGCGAUAGAGUCGGGAAAACACUCUCUUUGGAUCUUCUCUUCAGAUAUGAAUAGAGCGGUAUUAUCCAAUUGGUUACCGAGUCCCUCAUUUCUUCGUAGCAUUGGAAUGGAAGAACUGGAGUCUGUAGAUUAUAGUAACUUGCAAAUUGAUUGGUGCGCUAGUGAAGCUGUUGCAUGGUAUUUGGUGUCCCAUUCGUUUCUGUUAUUAGUGGACAUUCGAGGAAAUUGUGUCCAUUUAUCUAAUGAAGCCUGUUUCCUGUAUUCCGAGUUGGAUGGAUUGCGAUGGAUAGAACAAGAAAGAGUGUACUAUAUAUAUAAAGCAUCGAAGCCUUUAUAUGAUCUUCAAAAUCUGGGCAAUACAGAAGACAUCUCUUUAUUAUUCAGUUGUUUUGAAACUUUUGAUGGACGAACGAGAGAUUCGGAUGAGAAACGUAUUCAAUUUUAUCAACUGGUUCAUUUGCUUUUCUCGAAAUCUUCAGGUUUGCUGGACAUUGUGGAGACUAUAUUAGAUAACAUGGUAUUGGAAGAGUGGAAUAUUGGAAGACAGAAGAAGUUGCUCAAAUUAGCUUCAUUUUGUAUUGCUUACCAAGGAUCGUAUCAAAACCAGUCUAAAGUUACCCAACUAGCUGAUCAGCUAUCCGUUGUCUGUAGAACCUUGCGUCUGUUAAAUUGUCUCCGUCGACAAUGUGAUAUUCCUAUCACAUUUGUACAAUCAAGAGAGAUGAGUGGAGACAAAUUGAUGGAUCGUAUAUCCAGAUAUGGUUAUCAUGAAAAAGCUUUGAGCAUUUCAAUUUACUUAGGAAUAGAUCCAUCCAUUCCACUUAUACGAUGGGCAAAACAAGAACUACUGCAGUGCCUUCCAAAGGAUACAGUUAUCCAUCCUGAUGUCCAAGAUCGCGAAAUGAUUGAAAGCAAUGUGAUGGAAAAAAUUUCGAAACGUCUAGAGUAUUUUACGGAAGAAUAUCAGAUAGCAGCACCCCCUUAUACCGAUAUUGCUCUGAUGGCUUGGAAGCUGGACCUCUCCAACUUGGCCAUUUGGUUGACUCAAAAAGAGCAAAGGAUGUAUAAAAAGGUACCUUUGCUGUUAAUGCAGAACAAGGAACAAGAUGCCCUGAAAGCAGCAUCAGAAGAUGGAGAUCCUGAACUGUUGCAAGGUGUUUUUAUUCGCUUAAGGCAACGUCAUACUCUCGCCGAAAUGUUAGAAUUCUUUCGGUCCAACAAUGACCAGUUGCAAGACGCUGUACGUUUGUAUGCAGCUUUUUUACGUCGCCAUGCCAUUUUAGAAGAGUGGAAUUCAUUUAUGUUGUCUUUUGGAUUGAGACCUUGUUUUGCCGUGUUAUCACAAGCACAUUUAUCAUUGCAAAGGACGGCACAGCGCAAGAAGACAUUGGAAUGGUUAUCAUUGCAAAUGAAUCGAACUGCCAAAAGAUCAACUUGGCUGGGUUGGUCGCUAAAGAAUGAAUGUAAAAUAUCGGACCUUGCAACGGAAUUGGAGCAAACAUGGAAAUUACAAGAAAAUAGUCUUGAUGUUUCGAGUAUUUCGCGUUUUAUUGUAUCUGUGGCGGAACAAAGUGUACACCUAUCUCCUUCUGAGAGAAGAGAUUGUUUGUACCGAAUAAAGAAUCAGUUCAAGGUUCCCGAACGUCGAUUUAUAUACAACUGUUUGCAAGGCAUGGCAAAUAUCGGGGACUUUGAAGGUAUGUUGAUAUUGGGUUCUGAACGACAUCCUCCACAGACAGGAUGGAUGCCAUUCGUAGAAAUAUGUCUUCGUCAUGGUCGAUUAUCGGAGGCAAGUCAAUUCAUCAAACUGAUAAAGGAGCCUCAGGAACGUGCUAUUGCCUUGGCUAAAGCAGGGUAUGGAAAAGAAGCUGCAGAGUUAGCAAUGAAAUGGAAGAAUCAACGUUUAUUGCAACAGAUAUAUGAAAUUGUUCCUCAAUCCAGUUAGAAGUGUAAUCAUCCGCCGUUAUAAGACCGGUUGGAUUCGUGGAGCGAUCAGCAAAAA